AUGAAUGAUGCGCCAAUCCAGAUGUGCGACGACAACGCCUGGCGCGGCGCAGUUUAUCAAAGCUCAAAUUUGUCGAAAAAAAAAUAAGUAAGAGAAAUAUUCGAAUGUUUGAAUUUCUGAUAUAGAAAAUUUUUCUUCUAUAAUUUUGCAAGGUACAACUGUGGUACAAUCUUUAAGCUUCAGAACAUUCGAUAGACUACUGGAACUCGAUAUCCCUGCCCGAUUAGUGUGUGAUAUUUUAAAAAAAUUCUUAAAAAGUUAUUUUUCGCUUAUAUAGUGCGAUUGGCUGGGGCUAGGCGAUCAUUGAGAGUUUAAAAGCCAUGCUAAACCAUCCCUUUUUUAAUGCUGAAUUCAGUUCAUAAACCAAAACGAAAAAUAAAAAAAACAAUACAAAAUGAUACUUCCGCUAAAUGCGCGCCAACGUGAUGUUCCGCGCGAGUAUUCAAUUUUUUCGUUGCUUCUAUGCCGUGUUCAAAGUAAUUUCCGCGAAAUGCAAAAUGGUCUCUGACCCUCCAAAAUUUAGUUAUCUUUCUCUUUCUCUGACGGCUAUUUUGAAUUUCGCGGAAUCACUUUGAACACGGCACUAACUUUUAUCUGUUUUUAUUCGCUCAUUACUCUUUCUUAUGCCUUUUUCAAAGUUCGUUCAAAAUUAAACGGUCAGAAAGAAAAUCUAUAAAACCCGCCAUCAAAUAGUUCAUAAAGACUUUUACGUUUUAGUUAAAUAAGUUUCAUUAUAAUAGGUUCCAAAAUUGUUGAAUAUUUUUCAAGUAGUUUAGUUUUUCUAUGUCAGAAAAACCGGUGGACAGAAAUCUUCACGUUGGAGUUUUUAUUCGUUUGUUUGAAUAUUCACCUGGUUAUUUCCAGAAACAAUGAGCGCUUUGGAAAAGACAAGCUGUUUGGAAACCGUUCAAGAGGCAAGCUUUAACGACGCCACUGAAGAUAAUGUUAGUUGGGAUUCAUUUUACUAAUCAAAAUUAACGAGAUACGACGGAAUACCUCAAUCUCAUACUAAAGAGCGUUCGAAAAUCGAGAACACAGAGAUUUUAUGUUGGAGCUCUAAAAUUAUCAAUAAUCAGUGCUAUCUUCAAAGUAUUGCUUCUUUUUUAAAUAGUCGAAUUUCAGAUUGCAAAUGGACUCUCAAGAAAGGACGUCGAAGAAGAAAUUGAAGUAAAUUGACCUCUCCUUCAGUACAAAAACUUUCACUGAAUUUUCCAGUUUUUGCAACGUCGACGGGACGCCGUUUUGAACCACCAUGACCAAUUUAAAGAUUUUGCUAUGGAAAAACGAGAACGUUUGGAAGAAGCCAGGCGAUUUCUUUAUUUUAAAAGGUAGUCUCUGAAAUUCAAACCCAUAAAAUUUCUAACGACAGAGAAACCGAUGAAUUCGAGAUUUGGAUGCGAGAAAAAUUGGAAACAAUUCCGGAAGAAAACAGUUUUGAUAUAGCCAAUCUCCAAGUACGCUUCGUCACCAUUAAUCAUUACAACUUUGACGGAUUUUAAGACUAAAAUCCAAAAGCACGAGGUUUUCAAAGCUGAAGUUCAAGCGAAUUCAAAAACUCUCAAUGGUUUGGACGAAAAUGGCGCGGAAAUGAUUUCUGAGAAAAAUUUCAAUAGUGACCUGAUCAAGGUUUUUGGUUAUUUUUCAAAAUAUGCAACUGUAAUACUUUCAGAAGCGACUCGAAGAGCUUCAUGCUCUUUGGGAAAAGCUUUUUUAUCAAAUAGACGAGAAAGCGACUCGACUUCGACGAGUCCUCGUCAUGCAGCAGUUCAUUCGACAAUGCGAUGACAUCCUUUACUGGAUCCACGAGGAAGUCUGUUUCGAAGAUCUGGCCUGUCGAUGCCCGUUGUUCAGGAAAAGACGCUCGAAACAAUUGACACCAGUGCAGAAAGUGUGGAAGACAUGCAGCUGCGAUUCGACUCUUUUCUCAGAGACAUGCACAACCAACAGCACCGGGUCAACGACGUCAACUUCGCAGCCGAGGCCUUCGGAAAUACCGAAAAUACGGAGUUCUCGCAUGGUUUGGAGGUGUGAUUAUAUUUAAUGUAGGAUGGAACUCUUUUCUCGCGAAAUAUUUUGAUGUAAAUUUUCAAGUAUUUUUUCUGAAAGAAUUACUGAUACGUCAAGUAUUAGUUCAAUCCAGCGCGGGGAAAGUAGGAGAGGGCAAGAUAAAUUUAAUGAUAAGAACUUUACAGUUUAGAUGUUUUCAUACAGAACACAGACACUUAUAACCAAGGUCAUUCGUUCAAAAAAAUUAUAUUUCAUAGAUUUUCAAUGUAUAGUAAAUUUUCCGGACUUAAAAGGGGCUAUAGGCAAGUCGGAAUGUGAGAAUUGUUGCGAUCGCGACGCGGGUGUUGGCGGGAAAUGCAAUUUCAAACGCGAAUCGCCAUUUUUAAUUUUUUUCCAUUUUAUGAUAGUUUUUCCAGUCAAUUUUUUUCAUGUUCUUCAUGAAAAUUGAAAACUGAAUUUUUUUCUGUAAUCUUUUUCUAAAAUGGAGUUUUCAUCAUUCGCUAAGAGCCACGUCUUGAAUGUAACACUUCACUUCUGCAACUCCAUCGCCUUACAAUUUGGCGAAAACUGUCUAUAACUUUUUGCUCAGAAAUUCUCAAAAAGCACAAGAAGGAUGAGAAAAUUUAUCUGUCCAUGAAAAAGUUCGAAAUAAAAUUUCUUAUUGAAGAUAAAACUCGUUAAUUACUUUCAAGUAUAUUUAAUUACCUGUUUUGUUUUUAGAAACUCGGAGAAGUGAAUGAAAAAUGGAAUAAUUUGAAAACGUUGGCUGGUAUCCGCAAAGAAAAACUCUACGGAGCCCAGCAAGUCCAGAGGCUCAACCACGAGAUUUCCGAAACGCUUGUUUGGAUGAAAGAGAAGGUAGAAGACCAGUCUUUUCUUAAAUUUCUUGAGUUUGAAGACUGAUUUCUCCUGCUUUUCUCAAACUCAUCAUACAACAUGAAAACUGAAUAAAGAUACACUACGAUUGAUAGUAUGUUACCGAUUCAGAGUUUUUUUCACUUCGAUUCGAUUAAAAACUCACUUAUAUAUAUAUAUAUAUUUUUUCUUACUAGGGAACUUUUUUUACCCCCGGUUGAACUUUUGCUGAAACUUUGCCGAAGUGUACUUUAGGACCCCCUGAUUCCAGAACAGGAAGAAAAUUUCUCGCAAUAGAUCUCGUUUUCGAGUUAGGACACUUCAAAAGCCCGAAAUAGCGCUUUUUUGGCCUAAUUUGCGUAUUUUGCACACUUUGAAGCUCCAUAACUCGGAAACAAGAUCUAUUGCGAGAAAUUUUCUUCUUGAUCUGCAAUCAGGGAGUCCUAAAGUACACUUCAGCAAAGUUUCAGCAAAAGUUCAACCGGGGGGUAAAAAACGUUCCCUGGUUAGAUUUUUUUGUGUUGACCCAGUUACUCACAUGAAUUGCGUGCAGAAAAUGAAGUGUAAUGUGCUAAUAAAAUAUUAAAAUAUACCUUAGUAGAUUACUUUCUGCGAAGUUCUGGACUGGAAAAUUUGAAAUCCUGAAAAUGGCACCAAUUUAAAAAAAAGUUGUACACAUAAGAAUCGAGGAUAGGACUCAGAGAAACCAGAAAAAAAUCAUAGUAUUGAAGAUGAAGCUUGAAAAAUGGAACGAUAAUCUUUUCCUUCCCCUAUAUAAAAGCCUACCGCCGGAAACCAAAAUGUGUGGAAGGAAGUUGUUCUUUACAGAACGCAAUAGUGUCGAAUGAGGAGAACGGACGCGACAGUGCAAGCGUCAGUCAGCUGCAGCGGAAGCACGAGGGCGUCCUGCGGGACCUCGCGGCUGUAGAAAUGAAGAUCGAACAACUGAAACAGGAGUCGAUGAAAGUCGCGGGAAACCAUCAAGAUCAUUCUAAGGAAAUUCAAGAACGCUUAUCGCAAGUUUUGGACGCGUGGGACAGUUUGAAAGUCGGUGCUAAGGUAAUAGUUAUUCGAAAUUCUGAUAUGUAGUACUCGAAAAUGUAAUCUCAAAGUUUUUAUUUAUACUCAAAAAAAAAAUUCAGUUGUACGAUGAAAAAUCCUCUCUAAUUCUGGAAAUCAUAAAUUUUCACACUAUUUGAAAAGCUAUUAUCAAAGUGUUAUCAGAGCGAAUAUUUUUCAGAAUAGAAAAGAAGAUCUCGCUAGAAGCCGCGAUUUGUUCCAGUUCGUUGAAGAUCACCGCGAAAUGUCGUCCUGGAUAAGUGAUAUGCAGGUGCCAAGUUCCGUCUCAGUAGAAGCUCUGAGAUGGUAUUCAGGCGAUUCUCGCUGCCGACACCAGCGCAAUCGAUGUCGCCGAUGCGGAAUCUCUGCUCGAACAACAUCUCGAAUUGAAAGGGGAAAUACGAGCCAGGUCUGAUGAACGCUUUUUUGUUUAAAGUUUUCGUUCUUUUAUCUAAUUUUUAAGGCGUUUGUUAAUUGUAUUUCUAGUUGAGUUCUACGAAGUUUUCGCCCUGCUCCAUUUGUGUACAAAACCCUGCAAAUGUAGUUGAGUUGAAAAAAAGAAUUUCAUGUUGUAUAUUACCCCUUUUCCUGAACCAAAGUAAUGCGAAAGAACAUCUCUUGAAAAUGAGCUUUUCGAAUUUCACUUUUUUUCAAAAAGACGUUCGCAGAGAAAAUCUUCUUACCCGCGUUUCUUCUCUUGGAAAAGAGCUCAUCGAAUUGAAUGUGCCUGAAAAAGAAGAAGUUUGUUCAAUAUGACAGAAAUCUCAGUUCUUUUCAAAAAAACAGAUACGUAAUAAAUUGGAAAAACUGGCCAACGAUGAUGAAGCAUUGCGCGUGUUGUGGAGAAACAAAUGCAAUUUUUACGAACAAUUGUUAGAAUUGCAACUUUUUUACCGAGACUGCGAACAGGCAGGAACUUGGAUGAGCAGACAAGUGGGCUUUCCAAACGUUUAUAUUCGUAAACCAUAACGACUUAGGAAACGUUCUUAGCGAAUUCGGUCGACGGAAAAUCGUUAGAAGAAGUCGAGCAGCUUCUCAAGAAACACCAAGACUUCGAGAGAUCCAUCAUGUCCCAUGAAAAGAAAGUUCGCAACAUCGAAGAUCUUUUCAACAAACUCCUUCAAGUUUUUCAUUAUUAUCAAAGCUGAUCAAAACUUUUUCGUUCAGAAUAAUCACCCAGCUUCUGAAGAAAUCGUUCAGCAACGCAAUUCGAUACUGGAAAGAAGACAGCGUAUUCUCGACUUGUCCCAAAAGCGACUUGCUCAAUUGAAUGUUCAAUAGUUUUCAGUGAUUCAUAACUCUUUGAUUGAUUUCAGCGAAGCCUUCAAUAUGAAUCUUUUUUUUGUGAUUGCACCGAUCUACAGAGCUGGAUCGAAACCAAAAUUGAAUCUUUGCGAGUGAGUCUCCAUUUGUUUGUUUAUUUUUGUUAAUUUACAUUCGUUGAGAUUAUUCUUUUCGCUUUCCAAAAUUUUUGUUUCCUUUUGUUCUUUUGAAGUUUCGAGAAGGUUUCAGAAUUUUCUUCAUGGAUAAUUGGAAAUUUUUUGAAACGAUCAUUUUAUAAAUGCUGGAAAGAUCUAUUGUAGUGCGAGUCUUAAAAUACAAGAAAUCUCCUCAAAUUCAAAUCUAUUCGCACAUUUCCAGUUGAGUGCUGAACAUAAAAGUGAUUCGAAUUUGAUCGGACUGCGAGCUAAACUACAAAGACAUUCUAAUUGCGAGCAAGAAGUGAAAGCCAACGAAAAUCGCCUGGAGAGCGUCCGAGUGGAAGGAAAGAAGCUGCUGAAAGACAAUGAUGACCACUCUGCAGAUGUGCGAACCUUUCCCAAUCUCAUGUACCUUUUUCAUAGGUACGGCGACGUAUCGAGCAAUUAGAAGCCAAGUGGAACGAUCUGCUUAGUCUUUUUGCGGAAAUCAGAACAAAGUUACAAGAGACCGAGGACGAAGAGCUUUUCCUACAAAAAACCGAGGAUUUCCUGAAGUGGCUCGAAAGCUUCGAGUCCAAAGUUAGUCGUAGUGGUUUUUUAGUUGAAAAGUAGAUUCAGGUGUCCUCGAAAUAUGUUGGUGAGAAUGUAGAAGCAGUAAAAAGCCUUCAGAAAGAGCUGAAUAUUAUCAGUUGUGACUACGAAGAGUACGCUGGUCGUCUGAGCUUUCUCGACAGUCUGGUAGGCUCCCCUUCUCAAAUUAAAUAAUUAAGGUAGCUCUAGGCCGAGCAAAUGGCCAAGAAGAACCACUCGGGGAUCUUUGAUUUGGUCGAAAAGUUGAAAAUAUCACGCGAACGCUAUGAGGUAGGUAGGCAAAGACAUUAAUAUUCAAGUUCGAAUGUUGAGAACUCAUUCCUUCUUCUGGAAAGGCGGAAAGCUUUGUUGGACGAGUCAUCUGACGUGAUUCAUGCCAUUCACGAGAUCGACGAAGAACUUGCUUGGAUAGAUGAGAAGUUGAGUUUGGCGCGUGUGAAGAGCAACUGCAGCGAUCCCGCCGCUGCGCCACGUCUCCUCAAGAAGCAACAGGCCCUCGGCGCCGAGAUAAAAAGCCAUGAAGGCCAAAUCGAGUACGUCUUGCGCAACGCCGAUGAAAAACUCAACAAAGUUGUUUUCUGAACUUGCUUUCAUCUAGUUGUUCUUUUUUGUAGGGCACUAUGCAGAACCAACUUCGAGGAAAAGCGACAAAGCUGAGUGAGGGCUGGAAACAGCUCAAGAAGGAGGUGGAGGAUGGGUACAAUGUUUUGAAAAACUUGUUUGAGGUACCAUCUCCAUUUCAGAAGUUUCGUUUUUCUUCCAUUUUCAGACCCAUCUCUUUCUUUCUGAUGCGAAAGAGGCCGAAGUUUGGUUGUUGGAGAAAGAGCCUGCGAUUCUUUCUAAAGAACUCGGAAAGGACGAAGAUAGCGCGGAAAUUCUACUGAAGGUUCAGGCUGUGUUUACCACGUCGAAUUGGCCAAUUUUAGAAGCACCGGGCUCUUUUCUCCGACCUUAUUGCUUUCAAAGGAAAGAUCGAAAGUUUGAGAGAUAGAGCUGAAAGAUGCGACACCCACGACUUCAGUGGUUCAAUCGCAGAAUAUCUCAGAUUAAUUCGUAAUUCAGGUCGGGAAUAUGUCGUCGCUUUAGUGGAUUAUCGUGCGAGCUCACCAAACGAGGUUUCUUUCGAGAAAGGCGCCAUUUUCCCGGUCAUCAACUCUUCUGACAAAGACUGGUGGAAAGUAGAAUCGAAUGGCCGUCAAGGAUUUGUUCCUUCCGGGCACGUGAAACGGGUGGAACUCGGUCGUGAGCAGGACUUGGUCUCCGUCGUUGUCUCCACGAUCCUUCAAUAGUGCCGGGUUUCAGAUGCACGACAUCGUCCACACUCAGAAAAGCAUCGAGAAAAGAUACGACGUUCUGAUCAAACUUGCAGAAGAGCGAAACAAGUAAAUUGUUUCUUGUUUCAAAAUAUUCGGUUUAUUUUUGUGAAGUGCAGGGGUGGCUAUUGAGAUGCUUCAAAAAAAAAAAUUUUUUUUCCUUUUUUUUAUCCUUCUGUAUAGAAAACUCGACGACGCUUGGAAAGCCUUCCAGCUGCUGCGAGAAGCAGAAAAUCUCACUGAAUGGAUAGACCGAGCAGUAAUUCCUCUUUUUUCUUCUUCUGUAUUAUUUAUUUUGAGGAAUCGGCAACUUCCCAGCACAUCGCGUCAGACUUUGACCAAGUCGAUUUCGUGACGAAAAAGUUUGAUGUCUUCAAGGGCGACCUCAAGGAACACGAGGAGAAGCUGAAACGAAUGAACGAUUUAGGUUCUUUUUUUCAAUGCAAAUCUUGAGUUCCAAUUUUUCAAACAGCUGGAGCGAUCAUCUGUAUGAGGAAGUCUGAAACAACCUCUCGGAUCAAAUCGCGGAUUGAAGAGCUCAAUUUGAGGUUCUUCUUCUAAACGUCGCUAAUGUUUAUUCACCUUUCGUUAUUUUCAGGUGGCGUCACCUUGAAGAGACUUCAAUGCAACGUGAGCAGCAGAUAGACGCCGUCAAAAUUAUUCAACGCUUCUAUACUGACGUUGAAGAGGUCAUGGACCGCAUUCGCGUGAGAUUCCGCUCCUAAAUUAUGUAUACACCUGGUUUUUCAGGAAAAAUUGGACGUUCUGAAUAGUGAUGACGUUGGACGAGAUAUUCUUUCGGUACAGGCAUUGCAAAAAAGGCACGAGGGCGUCGAACAUGAACUUGAUGCUUUGAAUGAAAAACGUGCGCGCUUAGACGACAUCGUGAGGAAAUUUUAUCUUUUUGGAACCCCUAACCGUUUCCAGGCCAACCUUCUGCGCAAAUCACAUCCGGAAGCAGCCCAACAUAUAUACGACUUGCAGCGUGAACUGAGCGAACGCUGGGAUCAACUCGUGAUUCGAGCGAACUUCAGGUUCUAUUUUUAUUAAGAUAAUAUGUUUUCAGGAAAAAGCUUCAGGAGCUCAGAAAAAAAGGAAGAGAAUAGAUCAAAAAGUUUUGAGGAAAGAGAAGUAUUGGCUAAUAUCUCAAAUCGAAUUAUCAGUUGACAUUUUCAACCUAAACUAACCAGAUAUUUCACCCUUUUUUCUGAAAAACUCCCUUUUCUCGCAAAAGACAUGGAAUAUAUAAUGUUAAUUAUAUUUCGAUCAAUGCAAUCAUUUUCUCUUCUACACAGAAAAGGGCUGUUACUUGAUGCUCAUGACUACCAUCGUUUCUUAUCGGAAUAUCGCGAUCUCCUCCAAUGGAUCACUUCCAUGAAUCAGCUGGUGUUGAAAAACGAGCUCGCCACCGACGUCACUGGAGCAGAAGCCCUUCUGGAAACUCAUAAUGAAUACAGGUUAUAUUUCAUCUUCAAACCAAAUUUUCCCGUUUUUAAAGAUUGGAGAUUGACGCUCGAGCUCCGGCUUUUCUCAGCUUUGAUCAGUUCGGUCAUCAGCUCAUCUCGAACAAGCACAGUGAGACUCCAAUCAUUUCUGAACGCUUGAACAAAGUUUUUUUGUUGGUGUAUUCACAACUGGAAGAACUUCGUUGCAGAUGAAUGAUUUUCGGAAUCAACUGGAGGAUGCUUGGCUGCAGCGUCGGCAAGUCCUCGAACAAUGCCUUGAACUUCAAUUUUUCAAUCGCGAUUGGGAAAAAGUUCCUUUCAUAUAUGCAUCUCAUUAUAUUUCAAAAUAUAAUAGGAAAAAUGCUGGAUUCGGGCUCGAGACGCUAUCUUAGAGCGUGAAUCUCAAGGAACAGAAAAUCUCAAAGCAGUGCAGAAGAAAAAUGAAGAACUACGGAAGGCUCUUUUAGCUGAAGAAGAGAAGAUAAAGCGUCUUACGGCAAGUUCACUCGUCUGGUCACCGGAAGACAAGAUUCCAGUCAAUGGCUGACACAUUGGUUUCUGAGAGACACUACGAUAGCGAAAACGUUGCGCUGAAACGCGACGACGUGAUCUCGAGCUGGAACAACUUGAAACGACGUUUCAACGAGAGUCAAAAAGAGCUCGGAGAAUCGCAAACCGUUCAGCAGAUCAAUGACGACGCCGAGGAGAUGGAGCGGUGGAUUGCCGAUAAAUUUGAAGUGUGAUGGGUUCUCUCUUCAUUUGGAACUCUAACUUUCAGAUUGCUCUCGAAGACAACUUCUACGGUUCCAACAUAAGGCAAAAUUACGAAAAACAGCAAGCUUUCGAGGCAGAACUACGAGCAAAUCACAAAAGAGUUCAAACUUUUUUGGAAGGUAAAACUUUCAAAUUUAUUCUUUCCUUGAUCCAACGCCAUUGAGAUGCAAGAAACUCGGUGAGCAAGUGGAAAAAGGACGAUCCCGUAGACGAAAAGUUGAGUGACCUGAGUAAAAAGUGGAAUAAACUGAAUAAAGUCACCGCUGAGAAAACUUUGAGGUUUUUUCCACGCUUUUUUUCUGUUUAUUGUGUUGUUUCAGGAUGAAAGAAGCAAACGACCAAAAACAUUUUUUGGAAAAUGUCCAAGAUUUAGAGUUCUGGCUGGACGAUGUAGAGUCGACGUUACAGUCAGAUAUGUUUGGUAACGUGAGUAUUUCAAAAUCAAUUUUUUUAAAAGUUGAAUAGCAAAAAAAAAAGAAAUCGAACGCGGGGAAAACUAUAUGCGAUUAAUUACAGGAUUUGGCCUCCGUCAGAAGUCUUUUGAGCAAACUCCAAGCGGUCGAGGCUGACAUUGCAUUGCAUGAAGACAACCUCCUCGAGGUCGAGGACAUGUACCAGAACUUGGUUCAAAGUUAUAACAAAGGCGAGAGCAAAGAACUCGGAUUGCAUCAGAAGGUGUGACUUGUUUUCCCAACGACGAGGAGGAAUUUCCGGUCUGCCGAAAUUCGUGGCCUUGAUAUUGAGAGUUGAACCCCCAAUCUUCUCAGCUUAUCCCUUGAAAGAAAUGUCUUUAUUUUUCUUCAUUUUUAUUUCUGUUUCAUUAUCUUUUUUAGUUUUUUUUUAAAUUUUUUUAAAAAGAUUUUCCAAGUUUUAUGCGGUUUCAAAAGCUUGAGUUGUUCAACGAAAACUUUAACUUUUUUUUAAAUUUCCGCAUAGGGUUGAGUCUGUAGAUUCAAUUCCUAACAUUCAAGGUCGCGGAUCGUAAAUAGACCCUCAUCAUUUUCUCAGAUGUUACCGAGACAGUUCCUAUUCAGGAAAUCAAAAAUCGCUUUGAAGUUGUUCGUCAGAUGGCCAGUAGAAAACGUGCCGUCUUAAGUGAGAACCUCAACAUUUACUUGUUCUUGAGGGAUAUCGACGAGGAAAAAGCAUGGAUGCAGUUUGUGUCUUCCGUCGUCUCUUCUCGUAAUUUCACCCUCGGUUAAGAGAAAAAAUCAUUCUGACGGAUAAUGAAGACUACGGACGAGAUAUGCAAGGCGUGCACAAUUUGCGUCGCAAACAUCGCCGUAUCGAAAACGAAAUCUCUAAUCACGAGCCUCAUGUGAGAAAUCACCCGUGAACAAAAUCUUGAACUUUUCAGCUGAUUCAACUUCGUCACAGAGGUCAGGAGCUCGUUCAGAGCACUUCCAAUUCUGAUUCUGACGCUGGCAUCAAGAAAAAGAUGACCGAGCUAACCGAAACACUUGAGCAAUUGUUGUUCAAAGUGGAAGAACGGUUCGAUAAUCACGUUUCAGAAAAACUCGAUCAUAUUUUCUUAUAAUUCUCUUAAAAGGGAAGAAUUGGUUUUAUCGAAGUUUGGUAGCUCAAAAGAAGUUGUUUUGAUGAAGUUUGGAAUUUCUUAUAAUUUUUAUUUCAAACACCCAGAAGAAAGGAUUUGUGCGUAAUUAUAUUUUAGUGAUAAACUUUUUGAAAUUUUGGGGCUAGCGCAGACUCGAAGACUUCAUAGAUUUUUUUGAUUGAAUUUAUCAGAAACUUUGACGAUAAGACUUUUUUUCAGUCAUUGUUACACCGGUUGUCAUUUUUCGAUUUCAGACACAAGUCGCUUGACGAGUCCGAAGCGUUCCAUCAAUUUCUGCUGGACGCCGGCGAGGAAGAGGCUUGGAUGAACGAAAAUCGGCUCGUUCUCCAGUCCGAAAACUUGAGUGAAAAAAUGACCGGAACUCAAAGUCUUGUUAAAAAGCACGAGAACUUCCUUUGCGACCUGGACGUGCAUAGGAAGCGCAUCCUCAACUUGGUGAACAGCGGAAAAGAGGUGAAUUUUCAGCUCGUCGUUUAUUCUCAAUUGUUUUUUUUUCUCUUCAGCUUACCAAUGGCCAGAAUCGGCACUCGACCAAGAUCCGACGGCAUUGCGAAAUGUUGAAGUCCCGACUGGCCGAAAUAGAAGUCUUGGCGGAUUCCCGUUUGAGAAGACUGCGCGAGAAUUCGGCAUUCCUGCAGUUCAUGUGGAAGUGCGAUACUGUCGACACCUGGAUCAGUUGGGAGUCGAGAUUUUCCAUCAAAACGUUUGGAUUGAGGUGAGAAAGAAGAACUCGUGAAGCUCGACGAAGACAUCAAGGAUAUAUCGCGGGUCGAGCUCAUCCUGGCCAAACAGAAGACCUUUAACGCGGGUUUGUACGCGUUUCACAAAGAGGGCAUCGAGAGGUUUCCCAGUCAGAUUCCUUUUCGAAGGAAUGUUUUCAGAAUCGGAGAGUUGAGGGAUCAGCUUUUGGCCAACGAACAUCAGAAGAAAGAUCUUAUCGAUAAGCGAUACUCUGGAGUAGUUCAGCGGUGGGAGAAUUUGCUGAAAAAAUCUGAGGAACGUCUUCGGAAGCUUCUCGAGUUGCGACAGAGUUUCGAAAAAAUUGAAGUAAACACUUUUCUUUUGAUGUUUCCUGAACUCACUCAUCGUGGUUUUCAGGGUUUGUAUUUGAACUUCGCAAAAAUGGCAUCAGCGUUCAAUUCGUGGAUCGAAAAUGCUGAAGAAGACCUCACAGAUCCAGUUCAGUGCAAUUCUCUACAGGACGUCUUGAUCCUCUGCGACAGUUAUGCUCGUUCUCAGGUUGGUUCUCGCUCAACUAUUCGUUAAAUUUGAUGAGCUCAGUCAAACUUCGAAAAAGCUGAACAGGAGCUGAAAGAGCUGCAAAAGCUCGAUCGGCUGAUCAAAAGUUUACACGUCGCACCAACUCCCUACACAUGGUUUACCGUCGAGGCGCUCGAAGAAAACUGGCGUAACUUGAAACAAACUAACAAGGUAGUCCAAGCGAAAAUUCAUUUUUUUUUUCCCAACUGCUCUAGGAACGGGAGAAAGAAUUAGUGCAAGAGCGGAUGCGUCAAGAAGAAAACGAGCAGCUGAGAAAAGAUUUCGCGAAACUGGCCAACGAUUUUGACUCUUGGCUCUCUCUCACACGCCAACACGUUUUUCUCCCUGUUUUAUCUGUACCUUAUAAGUGUCAAGAUGAUGGACUUCGGCGGCUCUCUGGAGGAACAACUCGAGGAGAUGAAACGCAAGUCCGAAGAGAUACUUUCAAACAAAGCCAAGCUGAAAAAAAUCGAGAACCUCGGCGCGAUCCUCGAGAAACAAUUGAUUUUGGACAACAGGUUUUUGAUUUGUUUUAAUAAUAGGUUCAUUCACUGCAUACGGUGAGAAAAAUAAGAAGUUAAAAUAAUACAAGACAAAAGUGCAGUAGAAUAACCAGAAACAGAAAUUUUAAUCGUUCUUGACUUAGAAGGCGAGGGAGACGGGGAACGGGCGGAACACGUAGCGUGUGCGUAGCCGGUUCUCGGCACGAGUUCAAUUCAAGCGCCACCGACUAUUUAAAAAGCUCAGUCACCCCUCUUUUUGUAUCUAUUAUACCAUUCUUAAUGCACAAAGGUAAGAAAUCAAUGAAAGAUUAAAAAAGACAUGAAGAGAGCGAUAAACGAGUUCUCGAAAUAGUCGCUGACGGUUGAAUUGAACGCGCGCCAAGAACCGCGUACGCGUUCCGCCUCUUUCCCCGCCUCCCUCGCCUUUCAAGUCGAGGAAACAUUGAGUAUAGUCCAUAUAGAGAAUAUGCGAAUUUCCAAGUGAGUUAGACUGGACCAGUACAUUUUCGCACAGAAGUAACCAAAAAAAAGUUAAUGAGACGUUUUACUGUGAUUAAUGCGUUCAUUCGAUUUCGAGACCGUUUAUAUUUUUGGUGCAUUGUCUUUUUGAGGUACACUGAGCAUUCGACAGUGGCAACGUCUCAGGCGUGGGAUCAGAUCCACCAGCUUUCGUUACGCAUGCAGUACAACUUGGAGCAACAGAUUCAGGCCCGCAACCAGUCUGGCGUUAAAGAAGAGUCUCUAAGAGAGUUCACGCUUAUGUUUAAGCACUUUGACCGGGUUUUCUUUAAUUCUUGAUUAAAAAACAGGAUUUCGUUUAAAGACCAAAUCUGGACGACUUGAUUACCAAAUGCUGAAGAAUUGUCUCCGCGCCUUGGGUUUCGAUCUUGAAAUUGAAGAUGGCAAACAAGACCCGGAGUUUGAGAAGAUUUUGAAUUUCGUUGAUCCAAACCGGUAAGUCUUUGGAAAUCGCUUUUUGAUUGUAUAAAUGGGUGAUUUUGAAGGCUCUUUGAGAAAGCUGGCUAAAUUUUGAUUGAAAAUUCUUUCAGCAGAACUGAAAGCUUCUCACGGCAGUUGAAAACAUUUUUAAUGAACAUUCAAAUAUUCUAUUGAAAAAGGAAAGUAUCAUCUGUAGCUUUUUUUCCAACCUCAAGAAACGUAUUAUAAGAGGAGAGAGUUGCGACGUCGCAAUUUGGAACAGAUAUCGGCGUGUGCUUGAUUUUUCUGCUCAUAUACUAUAAUGAGAGAUUUCAGUGACGGCUCCGUGACUCUGCAAGACUUCAUGAGCUUCAUGGUUCGCGAAGAGACGGAAAACGUGCAAUCGACGGAAGACAUUCGUCUUGCUUUCCGGGCACUCACCAAGGACCUCAAGCCCUUCAUCACUUCCGAAGAACUCCAUUCCGUGCGUUUUGUAUCUUCGGCUGUACAAAAUUAUGCGAUUUCAGGUUUUGACGCCGCAACAAGCUGAAUUUUGCACGCGACGGAUGAAGACGUACGUCGACUCGGCCGGUCGCCCGAUUCCAGGCGCUCUCGAUUAUUCACAGUUUGUAGAUGUCGUCUUCAAUUGA
This is a messenger RNA of Caenorhabditis auriculariae, 14372 nucleotides long. Lineage: Eukaryota; Metazoa; Nematoda; Chromadorea; Rhabditida; Rhabditidae. The record is from the annotation of a GenBank genome assembly.